Molecule: messenger RNA, 663 nt
Organism: Eimeria maxima
Lineage: Eukaryota; Apicomplexa; Conoidasida; Eucoccidiorida; Eimeriidae
Exons: 2
Coding region: 1-663 (220 amino acids)
Source: RefSeq, a predicted model, not a curated record
AUGUAUAUAAAAAAUAUCGCUAAUAAUACAAAAGAAGAACUAUUUAGAUCCUUAUUUAGUGACCCAAUAAAAGAAGAAGAAGAAAAGAAAGAAAAAGAAGAAGAAAAAGGAGAAAAAAAUAUAAAUAAAGCAGCAAGUAUUUAUGAUGCAGCAGCAGCAGCAAGAGAAGCAACAGAAGCAGCUGUUGCUGCAGAAGCAGCAGCAGAAGCAGCAGCAGAAAGAAAUGCAGCAACAGCAGAUAUAAUUCAUGAUGAAGAAGAAGAAGGAGAAGAAGAAGAAGGAGAAGAAGGAGAAGAAGAAGAAGGAGAAGAAGAAGGAGAAGAAGGAGAAGAAAAAGAAGGAGAAGAAGGAAAGGAAGAAAAAGGAGGAAAAAAAGAAGAAAAAGAAGGAAAAAAAGAAGAAAAAAAAGAAGAGGAAGAAGAUAUUCAUUAUAUUGAUUGUCUUAUUCAAGUUAAAUGUCUACAAAUAAAGAAACGUGUCUGGCCUAUUACUGACGAUGAAUUUUAUAAGAAGAAUUGUAAUAUGACAAAAGAAGAGUUAAGAAAAGAAAUAGAGAAAGCAGAAGAAGAAUUAGCAGAACAAGGAUCAUCUAAGCAUGCAUUAGGUGCAGCAGCACAAGCAUUAGAAGAAAUUACAGAAGUAGAAAUACCCGGUAAGAAUUAG